Terrapene triunguis (Three-toed box turtle) is the source of this 3708-nucleotide messenger RNA. RefSeq names its product microfibril associated protein 5 (gene MFAP5). Gene Ontology annotation, biological process: embryonic eye morphogenesis. Lineage: Eukaryota; Metazoa; Chordata; Testudines; Emydidae. The record is from RefSeq and is a predicted model, not a curated record. Gene Ontology annotation, cellular component: microfibril. The coding region runs from base 218 to 694 and encodes 158 amino acids. The transcript is spliced from 9 exons.
CUCACCCCCCCCCCUCUCAUUCCAUCCGCAUUAUACCACCAAAUCCUGCUACUUCUCUCUGUUUUUUUGCUAAAAUCGUAUUUUGAAGACAACCAAAAGUGGAACAUUUUCUGGGAGUGGCUGAGUGUGCCUCACACUCCAGCCAAAGUAGAGGACCAGCCAAAGGGGGAAGAGACAGCGUCUGCAGCCGAAGAGAGUGGAGAUCGUGGACAACAGGAUGAUGACUUUUGGAUCCCGUGCACUGCUGUGCAUCAUAGCCCUCUCUGUCCUCCCAGCUGACUGGUUUCUACCGAUGGUCAACUGUCAAGAAGACCCAACAAUUGUGCCUGACAUACAACCUGUCACUGAUGACUUGGGUCUGCCUGAUACUGAAGUUCCAGCUGCCAUUGUAAACACAACAGAGAUACCAGAAUGCCGUGAGGAGCAGUUCCCUUGCACACGCCUGUACUCCGUUCACAAACCUGUGAAACAGUGUAUCAGUUACCUGUGUGUUACCAGUGUGCGUCGCAUGUACAUAAUAAACAAGGAGGUGUGCUCUCGUGUGGUCUGCAAGGAGGAUGAAUUCAUGCAGGAUGAGAUCUGCCGCCAGCUGGCUGGCCUCCCCCCUCGACGCAUCCGCCGCUCCGGUCAGCCCCGAGGCCCUCCCUGCAGAUGGGGCCAGAACAAGGAGCUGAAUAAGCCUGAUGCUCUGUGAGCUACAAACAGUAGGAGAGAGAGAGGGGGAAAGGGAAGAGGAGAAUCAUUGUCAACCCAUCAUCUACAACCCCAAACAAGUCCUACUGGCCCUCCUGCAACAACAGCUCCCCCCACCCCACCCUUCAGGUGGUGCAGUGCAUGGGGUCCUCUCUGUUAGUGGCUGCUGUCUCCUCUAACGGGUGCUCAUGUUUUUUAUCCCAAACUUGAUCUCGCAGGCCGUGAUCAGCCUAGUUCCUGCACUGCUCCAUCUCUUGCUCUCCCUCCCUCCUCCCCCCACCCCCCAAGAGAGAGAGGAGGGUGGGGACAGAAUAUAGGUCUCCUACAAUUCACAAACCUUUAGGGAGGCCCAGGCCUGGUCACCACAGCACUCCUUGGAUGGAGCAAACCUGAUUGUCCUGCAUGACUACACAACUCACUAAAUCCUAGGAUGCUGGGCCCAGCCCCUGCAGCUCUUCCAGCCCCCAAUGAUCUAGGAUCCUCAGGACCAGUACUCUGGUAACAUUUCAAGAGAGGUCAGGAGUAGGAAUCAAAUCCGGGUUUCUUGCAUGGCAUCAGAGUGAAAGUCCUUAGAGUAUCCCAUCCCAGUCUCAGGGGACUGAGACAGCAGUUUACUACCUGGCAGCCUAGCGUUAGUCCCUAGGAGACUCCAUGCCCCAUCUCGACACUGCUCAGUGCCAGAGAAAUGACAAGUGUGGGACUGAGAAUUAAACCUUGACAACUCCCAGCUACAAUUCAAGACAAGUCUCAUAGGCCCUGCCAGCAGUAAUUCAUUUAUAACCAGCUCUGGGAAGCUUUGAAUCCCUUUGUUACAAGCCAUCUGCUUCGGUCAUAGGAACAGUAGCCAAUGAAGAAUCUUUGCUUAGCAGAGCAAUCUAUUUUCACAAUACAAACAUAAGAUUUAUUGAGAAGUGUGCCGGUCUUCCUCCUAGCCCACCCUCUCCGCUCCUCCCAGCUCUAUGCCACACCCAGGAGAUCCACAGCGAAGGUAUCACUGCAAACAAUCCAAGCAAAUGCCAGUUAGUUGAGCUCCUGUGCCGGGGAAGGGCAAACGUGAAGAAUGGGUACAUCAUGGAGAUGGGCUGGGAACUUGGUACCUCCUGGUGUGAGGGGCAUGGAACAUUUGGGUCUUUCAGAUAAAGAAUGGGUUUGUCUUGGAUAAUUUGGGGAAGUCGUGGCUCAACCCAGGUUUAUACAUAUGAAAUACAAUGUCACAGCUGCUUUAAAAGUCUCUGUGGAAUUCCUCUCCCACCCCAGCAUCAGGAGCUCUUGCAGCAGGCAGGAAAUGUGUGUUGGGUUGGCACAGGGAAAAAGAGAGGGAAUAAAUUGUUGGGCACUGGCAGGGUGACUCAGCCCUACUUUACAAUGCAAGGGGUUGAGAGCCCCAUGGCCAGAGGAGUGGGCACACAUGCAAAGAUAAGCCAGCUGCGUGGAAGGGAUUUCAUUCCCCUAGCACUAGGCUGUUCCAUUGUGGUCUGGGGUAGAAGUUAGUCAUUUGGGGCAGAGUGGGAGAAGAUUUGUGAAAUAUACUUACAGUGGUGUGGUCACUUAUCCAGCACCCCAUCCCAGCCAGGGGCUGCUUUGCAGGCACCCUGCCCCUAAUUUUUUACAGGUCCCUUAAGCUCCCCCAUCUCUGUUGGGGCUAACACCACUCCUUUCUCAGUCUGGCUUAAUGUCAAACAAAGCUCACACAGACCUCAGAGUCCAUAAUCACAAAAUAACCCAAACAGCCCCCAAUGAGUCCCCACUAUAAAGUCAAAAUUAUCACCUCCCCCACACCCCUCUGGCACAGCCCCCUCACUAACAGCCUCAACCAGAGCCCUACAGGAGCCUGCUGCCUUUUAUAUUAGAAUACCCGAUUCCCCUCAGGUGAGGCUCAUCUCAUCAUCAGGAUUGUUUUAGGCCCAGGCUCUCCAGCUCCUGGGCAAGCCACCCUGUUACAAUACUGAAGGGUCUUAAUCACUAUAGCAGUGCAACUUAACUAUGGCAACAGGGCCAGCUGGGGCCACGCAGUUAGGUAGUUUAUCCCACUACAGCUAGGGGCGGGGAGGAGAGUAGGCAGGGCUCAGUCAUUAACAAAGGUAUUGUUCCCAACUAUAAGGGAAGGCCAGUUUGUUUAGUUCCCCACCUCCUGAUAUAUUGGGCAUACUUCCACUUGGUAGGAGCAGCAUUCUGCUAUAUAUGGCCUGGGUGACACAAUAAAGAGGAGAGAGGGCUAGAUACAGGAAGAGUUCUGCUAUAUAAAGGCAAAGUUGCCCUACAUAAAAGCCUCUUCAGAGCGGACAAAUGUCUACUUUGUACAGAGAGAAGCUGUGUUACAUCCUACUUAGGGGAAGAUACCCCAUUGUAGAGGCAGAUUUUUCCUAUGUAGGGGCAGGGAUCUGCUCUACAUGGGCUGAAUUUUUCUCUACAGACCCACUAUAUAGGGGAAUGAGUUCCAAGGUAAACAGGGAGUUUACCCAUCCCUGGGAACUAUAGGGGCAUAGUUCUCCUAUGCAGAAGGCAGAGUUCCUCUAUGUAAAUAGAGACUCACUACAUAGGGAGCAGAGCUUUGCCCUAUGUAGAGGAUGAGUUCAUACAGAGAGCAGAUGCCUGCUACAUUGGGAAGAGGUGAUUUAAAGCUAGGAUCCUGCUCCCAUUGAAGUCAAUGGCAAAAUUCCCAUUGACUUCCAUGGUACAGGAUCAGGGCCUUAAAGAGUCCUGCCAAUUGGAGGAGAGUGGAGAUAAAAAUGUUAGAAGGAAGUGGAAUUAGACCAAGUCUCCUCUCUGAAUAUAGAGUUGAAUGUAAACAUAUAUAGAUAUAUAAAUAUAUUACAUAGUUACUGUACAGUAUAUCUAAAUCUCAUGUUCACACAGUUUGGGGGAAUGCAUUAGAAACCUUUGCUGUUGCUUAAAUCUCACACUGCAUGCAGGGAUUGUAAGUGGAAUUCCCCUGGGAGAACACUGUCUAAACAUUAUAGUCCAUGUAAUGCACACCAAAACAUUAAAAGAAAAUGUUAUUUCUGAUUAGUCUUG